AUGGAUUCUCCUGUAAGAUCCGCAGAAGAUUACGAAGACAAACAACAUAAGGCUGCUUAUAUCUUUGACCCUUUAGGAGACACUGACGACACAGCUCGUCCCGCCAAGCGGAGGAGAGUAUCCAAGAAAACAUACACCUCUGAAAGCUCAGACAAUGAGAUACCCAACUCGUUCCAGCAUCUUCUGGGAGGCGCUGAGUCAAAGUCGGCUGUUGAUUUGAGAGAGCAGACCUUCGAGGAGCUAUGGUCCGUCAUACAGUCUCGGAUUCAUGGUAUCCUCCGGGAGACAAACCAAUCUACUUUGCGGGAUGUCUUGCGGUUUUUACAGAACGCCCCUGACUACACACCAGCAGGGAAAAUUCCCUCGGCUUUCAUCAUCACCGGCCCGAAUAUAGCAUCUGUUGAUCUUUUGUUCGAGCAACUCUCCGAGACCUUGCAACAUGAAGCAGAUGCCUAUACAGUUCGCCUGCGUUCUGGCGAUGCCUCAAAUCUUAGAGCUGUGCUGCGAAAGAUCAUACACGACGUUGUUUCGAAGGGCUCAGUUGCUGAAGACGAGCUGAUUUCAACAACCGGCAAAGAUGGUCGCAAAUUCUUGAACUAUGACCUCGAGGGUCUAUAUUCACAUCUCAAGCUAACACCACAAAGAAGUCUUGUUGUCAUCGCUUUCCAAGACAGCGAGGCCUUCGAUAGUGGUCUGUUAUCAGAUCUAAUCUCGCUUCUAAUCUCUUGGCUUGACCGUAUACCAUUCGCCUUUCUCUUCGGAAUCGCUACCUCUGUCGAGUUGUUCGAAGCGCGACUCCUAAAAUCGACUUGCCAAAGUCUUUAUGGAGAUCAAUUCGACGUUGAGCAAACUGCCUCUAUCAUUGAUAAGAUCUUCAAAACUGCUAUUGCUCACUCUCAAACAAAAAUUCUACUGGGCCCUGGAUUUCUUAGUAGCCUAUUGGAGCGGCAACGUGAACAAGUAGCAAGCAUACCAGACUUUAUCAAGUCUCUAAAGUACGCAUACAUGUGUCAUUUCUAUUCCAACCCAUUGAGCUUCUUGGUACCUGAUGGGCUGAACUCAGGUGCCCUUCAACCCGAUCAUAUUGAGCUUCUACAGUGUUUGCCUUCUUUUCAGCGAGCUGUAGAAGCCGCUGUCAAAAACAACAACAUCGCUCAAGCUAGAAUACUCCUAGAGGACAAAACGGGGCUCGUCGAGUAUCUAGUAGACUGUCUUAGGCAACGGGAUCAAUGGAUCACUAGAUUACUCCGUGUCCUUAUUAUUCUUUCUACUAGCAAGGCCAUAACGGCUAGUUUUGCUGAUCUUUAUAUGGACAUCUCUUACAAUGGACUUGGCAUUUCAAAUCAGUAUGGCCAAUUCUUCGAUUCAAUAAAACGCAUGGAACCUUGUGAUAGCGAGGGAUACUUAAGUGGAUUGUUGGACACGGUGCAGCACGGCGAUGAAAGUCUUGGCCUGAAUCCCUGGAUAGAUGAUACACCAGCGAACUUUGCUCUGCUAUCCGAGAUUCUCGCCGGCAUUAAACAGUUGCGGAUCGACGCUAGUGAGAAGGGGCACGUUCUCCGCAGCCGAUACAGCCGCCAGGGCAAGAUUUUACGCACCACUGUUGUAGCUCAGAAGGUGCAGCUUAGUCAAGAUACGGCGACUCUUACAGACCACGAUAAAUCUUAUACCGACCUCAUCCACCGCCUGCUCGAGUACCUAGAGGCUACGUUGCGUCUUGACGGAGCGCCUGACAUACCUUUCAAUGAAGUCUGGCUUUACGACUCCAAAGCUCCCUAUAAAGACGUCUUCAUCCCCCGACCAAGAAAUGUGCUUGAACGAGCAUUAUCACGGCCGCAUGACUAUCUAGGCUGCUCUUGUUGCAAGACUAGCAUGAACCAGAUUACUUGUACUCUGCCGACAACUGCGAUACUGUAUCAGUUGUAUCUCGAGACUGGUUCGCUUGUCAAUGCUGCCGACCUUUGGUCAGCCUAUUAUGCAGUUGUGGGCGAGGAUACUGAAGAGGGGCUAGAUGAGCAAACUGCGCUUCUCUUGUUCUAUCGUGCACUGGCCGAAUUAAAGGCCAUGGGAUUCGUCAAGCAAAGUAGAAAAAAGGCCGACCACGUGGCCAAACUCGCUUGGAAAGGUCUUUGA
Molecule: messenger RNA, 2133 nt
Organism: Xylaria bambusicola
Lineage: Eukaryota; Fungi; Ascomycota; Sordariomycetes; Xylariales; Xylariaceae
Product: origin recognition complex subunit 3 N-terminus-domain-containing protein
Exons: 5
Coding region: 1-2133 (710 amino acids)
Biological process (GO): DNA replication; DNA replication initiation
Cellular component (GO): nuclear pre-replicative complex; DNA replication preinitiation complex; nuclear origin of replication recognition complex
Molecular function (GO): DNA replication origin binding
Source: RefSeq, a predicted model, not a curated record